GCAUUAGGACAGAGUGCAUGUCUAUGUGGACUGCCCUGGCAGAAGACACACCCUGUUGCUAUGCCCGGAAAAUAAAAGCAACCCCACUGUCAAGUAGUCACUUCAUAUGGUGAAUACAACUUCAGCCGUCAGUUUCAAGAUGCCAAAAUGAACUGACAUGCAGUGUCUAUAAGAUGGAGUGGAACGAAUUGCCAUGUGGCGAAUGGACAGAAUCCCAUGUGAGCUCCUGGUUAAAAUCCAUUGGAGUGAAAGAGAAGUACAUUCUGAAACUGUACGAAGAGGAGGUUACAGGACCUGCACUAAUUGAGUUACAGGAAAAGUAUCUACGCGAUACAAUUGAAAUGAAAGGCGGCCAAAUCCAACUAAUGCUGCACAAACGAGAUGAACUUUUGAAGCCAGUACCACAAAAAACAAAAGCCGUCAGUAGCACACAGAGAGAUACCAGCCAUGUUGAAUCUAGUGCUGUGUUCACACAAGAAUCUAAAGACAAAGUUUCAAGAUCCAGUGAAAAAAGUGAAAGUAGACCCGUUUCCAUACCAAAUGAAUGUGAACCAAAAUCGGGCGGGGCAUCUUUGCCGCUUUGUGACUUUCGAAAAUUUGAUGACAUUGAAAAAGAAUUCAGAUAUGUAAAAAAUACAGUACUUCCACCAGAGACCGGAAUUGAAGACAUUAUUGUUCCAUGCCAUGAAUACAAGUCACUGGAAAAUGCCCACAAAUUGGAACCACAAAAACUCAAGGUCAAAGUUGCAAGUGAGGUGCUCAGAUUUGCAUGUGCAUGCAUGAAUAUGCGGUCCAAUGGCACAAUACACUUUGGGGUUAUGGAUAAAGUUAAAGGAAUCUACAAACAUGGUGAAAUCAUAGGAAUACCAGUUGAAAACCAAGAUUUAUUUGUGGAUGCAUUGGAUUACAUUGAAAAGAGCUUCAGAGGAUCAACGCAUCAGUGUGAUGCCAGGAAAUGCAUAAGGAACCCAAAGUUCAUUGAGGUAAUUGACAAGGAGGCCAGUGAAACAACCUGGAUCAUUGAAUAUGAUGUUGUCCCCAAGGCAAAAAUGGUAAAAGACAAACUGUACAGUGUCACUAUUCCAAAGUUCAGCGAAAAAUCCAACAAAGUAAUCUAUGAGGAGAAAGCCACCUACCACAGAGUAGGGGCUAACACACCCCGCAUAUCAGAGGAUGGCCUAAUUCAUUUCAUUCAAGACCUGAGGGACAAAGAUCAACAGAGAGAAGAGGCUGAACUCUCAGAGAGGAUCAGAAGAGAAAACUCUCCAUCCUCCUCACAUGUGGAAAAAAGUACAUGGAUGACUCACUGUUCUACAUCAUCGUGACAAACAAACUUAAACAAGAACAUCUUGAGAACAUCAACUUCUUGACUCACAUGAAUAUAUUUUGUGUGUUUGACUUUGACCCAGAUUCUAAGACAUCGGGUCUAUGUGAGAAAUAUAAAGAGCACCAUGCCACAAACCUUCAUUUCCUGCAUGACUAUGCUAAUGAUAGUGGGGUGAAGACCACUGACUUCAUAAACCGUUUGAAGCUCUUUGAUAAACCAAGCUGGAUUUUCUGCAAUGGGCGAAGCGAUUACCUUGGAGAUGAGAAACCUUGUGAUGAAAAAACCUGGAUGAAAACCAAAAAAAAGCUACUGAAAAGGGCAGUGUCCGUCAUCUGCAAUGACAUCCUUCCUAAAGGGUCAUUUGUGGUGGUUUUCUUGCUCAUGUCUCAGGUCGAACAGCCAAUUGUUGAUACAUUCCAUGAAUUCUAUGCAGAAAUGAAUGGUCAUGAGGAUUUGGCUAUCAUUUCAGAGUCCAAAGAGAACUACAAAAAGUGGUCAAGCCUUGCCCAGGUAUCUUGUAGCAUGGCUGCACUCAAAGAGAUCAGUAUUGUUGAAAUGCCACUGAGUCAUGUUGAUGCCACUAUUCAAACUAUUCAGCCUACAGUUAGUCGACCCACAAGGCGCUUACCAGUCUUCAACAAAGGCUUGUGCUUCUUAAAGCCAGUUGAAGAGGAUGAGAUUAAUUCUUUGGACAUAGUCAGUGCUGACCAGUGUGAUAACACAAAGGUGGAGAUAAUGGACCGAGACAAAAUCAACACCAUUGAAAAGUAUUUCUAUCAAGGUGGGAAGAUAGACUGGAUGAAUUUGUGGCUUGCAGACAAAAAUCUAUGUGGGGAGGUCAUCAAGCGAGACGCAUACAAAGAAACAAAUGAAAUUCUGGAGAACAUUGUACAGGGUAGUCGAGUCAAAAGACCCAUCGAGACUGUGAAUAUAUGUCACCAUCCUGGCAGUGGUGGGAGUACAGUUGCACGACAGAUCCUCUGGAGUUGGAGGACAAAAUUGCGAUGUGCAGUUGUUAAACAAUCAAAAGAAUUCACAACUGUGUGUGAACAUGCAGUGCGUCUACGGGAAUAUGAAGAAAAGGACAAAAACAGCUGUCUACCGGUACUGUUGCUGUUGGAAGAUUGCAAUGGAGAUUAUCUGGAUGACCUUAGGCGGGAAAUAGGCAACGCUAUUGCAACAAAAAAAAUAAGUUCCUCUGUCCUAUGUUUUAUCCUGCUCAUCUGCAAAAUGUCUCAUGAUCCAGAGAGAAUGUGCCGAGCAUUGCCGUCUCAGACCGUCGCUGUGACACACAAACUGACAGAUGGAGAGAAGACUCUCUUCUCAAGGAAACUGGAGAAACUAAAGCUGGACUUUAAACCCGACUUCAUUCUCACAUUUGUACUGAUGAGUGAGGGCUUUAAACCAAGCUACAUUGAGGGAUUUGUGAAAAAUCUGCUGGACAAAAUUGAUCAUUCAUCUCUUAUCACUCGGCUUAUGAGAUUUGUAGCAUUGUUGAACUGUUACAUUCAUGACUCCUACAUAUCUGUGUCACACUGUGAGGCUUCCCUUGGCAUAGAUAUGCAAAUGGAUAAAAUCCGUUACCAUGCAUUUCUGGACUGUCUCAGCGAACAAGCUAGACUUGUUUUCAUACACCUUUCACCUUUCAAAGGAGAAAGUCCAUUACACAUCUCGUCCAUACGGAUAAUUCAUCCACUGGUGGCAAAGGAAAUUCUGAAGCAACUCUCUACAACCUUGCCUCAAAGCAUGAUCGCAAUGGAUCUACUACAGGACAAAGUACUAAUGAACCAUAGGUUUGGCAAGGAUGAAUUUUGGAAGUUCAUCCAAGUUCUCUUCAUCAGACGUAACAAAAAAAGCAGAGGAGCUCCUAAAGACAGUUCAUUCUCUCCUCUGAUUGAACAUGUCAGCACUGAAACAGGGGGCAUUCAAACAGCUGUUGAUCUUUUGAAAGCAGCUUACACAUCUUUAGGAAAAUAUCCAUUUGUUGCCCAGCAGCUUGCACGUCUGCUUUACACAAACACAAGAUUUGAGGAAGCCCUACGUUGGGCUAAAGAGGCAAAAGAAAUCCUGCCAUAUGAUACAUUUGUCCUUGACACAUUAGGACAGGUGUACAAGCGGUGGUUUUAUCACAUGCAUGACACCCUUGACAAGCAAGAAUUAGUGCCUGAAAAGGUUACUGACAUCAUUGACACUGCUCUGAAAGGAAUUUCUGCAUUCCGUGCCUCAGAAAAAACACCCUUAAAAAAGACAGUCAGUCUGAACAGCUCCUACUAUGGGGAGGUGGAUGUUGGAUGUAGACUGCUUCAACUCAUAUCAUCAGUUGAUGUUUUUUCAACCAAAGGUGGAAAUUCUGAGUUGAUGAAAUAUUUGCUGACUGACUACAUACCACAGGCAGUUACAAAUCCUUGGCGGAAUUUCCACAGCCAGUUGAAAGGAAUGCAAAAGAGUAUUUACCAUGCUCUUGAGUGCAUUUCUGAAGACCUCAGUUACUUUCAGACAGACAUUAGUGACGAGGAAGAGGAACUUGACACAAGAGAGCCUGAACAAGUACACAAUCCAAGGAAAUGGCUAACAAGGACGAGUGCUGUGUAUGCUGGCUUUUUUUGUAAUGUUUCUGAUCUAGGCAACCCAAUGCCUGACAACAUUGAUGCUGAAAUAGCCACUAAUCCUGAAAUAGCCAACCCAUUCCAAAGACAAAUGAAAAUUUACAAGCUAGGAGGAGGAAACGUCACGUCCAUCCUGUCAUUACUCUAUGAUCAGAAGACAGAGAUCUGCUAAAAAGCUGGAGGCAAUAAUUGGCAUGUAUCCAGAAAACCUCAAAAGGAAUGACCUUGACCAGACAGAACUUGUCAAUUUCAUAUUUUGUCAGAUAGCUCUUGCUUGUGCUUUACCUGGCUCAUCAAAGUUACUUUUACCUCAACAACUCCAAGAUCUCAGCAUGAGAUUUAACACAGAGGGAAAAAACAUGUCAACAGCUAGUGCUCUCUUUCUUCUCUUACUUCUGCUCUGGCCAGAGGAGCCAAGCAGAGAGAACACUAAUCCAGCUCAUAGCCAAGUCCUAAUGUCAGCAAUUGAUGCCCUUCAGAGACUUUAUGAGCUCAAAAUUCAACAUGUUCCUCCAAGGAAGAGUAGAAUAGCGACCCACUUCUUUCUUGGAAAGGCAAGGGGUCUAUACAAGAUUGUCCACAAGGGUCUGAUUGAAAAGCACAUAAAAGGAAAUCUCAGUGAAAGAAGAAUGAAGUGGCUCGGAGGUGAGGUGUGGACAACCCCCGAGGUUGUACGAUUGCUGAAACGUGUUGAAGGAUGGACAGAAAAUGGACACCUGUUUGUUCAGGGUACAACCAAAGGGAGCAAGAUCAGGGUCAUUCCACGGUAUUCAGCCUCUCUACCAAAUGCAAACGAAAAUGUCACUUUCUACCUAGGCUUUUCUUUUGACGGGGUGCUUGCUUUUGACAUUCAAGUUUUGGACUAAUCUAACAGGUCUAAGGAUUAAUGCUACAAACCACAAGCAUUAAUGCAAAAUAAGCUCCCAAUGUGAUCGCCUACUACAUUAUCUAAGAGCUGUUACGAGAUAUUGCCAGUCAACAGAUGACACUGCUGUUUAAUCUGAGUUUGGUAUUCUAUUGUAGCAGUGAGCCAAGUGAGGAACUGUUUCCUACGCACUGCAUGGAGUUGUAUGCAUGCAAUCCUGAUGAUGCUGAAGUAAAGACACUUAUAUGAACCAUACCUUGCUCUUGUAUUGUAUAAUAAGUACAUAAAACAUGAUGUCAAAAGUCAGAACCAAAAAGAUAUGUCCUCAACGGAGAAAAGCAUUCUAUGAAGGGCCUUGCCCACAAACUAGCCAACAAGAAGAAACAAAUGGCUUACCUGGCAAUUCCUGUAUCAGAGCCCAAGGACAUGAAGAGCGAUAUAUGAUAACUGGACAUUCUUAUCGAGCACAAUGGUAAAACUACCUGUCUGGAAAAAAAGGAAGAAAGGGUCUGCAUAACAACUCUGCUAACAGUGAUGGGAAAGGAAUGCCACCUGUUACAGCGGCAUCUGAAUAUGCCUGAAGCAGAGAACGGACUUGUAAAAAAUGAUUGAGGCACUACAAAAACAAUUUGAACCAUCCAGAAACAUAAUCUACGAGAGGUACGUGUACAAUGCUUGUCAACAAAGUCAAUGUGAAACAGUAAAGCAGUACAUUGCAAAUCGUAGGGAGCUAGCAGACACGUGGUUGUUGGCGCAUUACGAAGGGAUCUAAUCCAUGACAGGCUUGUCAUUGUCACUAAGAAUCUUGGUGUACAAGCAUGCAUACUCAGAGAACCAAAGCUCACACUGAACAAAGCCAUUGACAUGUCGUUCAAGUGAACAAGCACCAAUGCAAAUCAAGAAAAUGGGAGGAGGUAAACCAAAGACUGUAAAAUAAAUUAUACUGUACCUCCCAGGAGCGAUGUUCAGAAUCAAAAGGCCAAACUUAUAAAAAUAGACAGACAAAAGACUCACCCAGUCAUUACUGUAGUUCAGUACAUGCCAAAGCCAAAUGCCCAGCAUUCUGUGUCACCUGUAAAGCAUGCUGCAAACAAAACCAUUUUGCCAGAGUUUGUAAACAAGCAAACCUCAACUCAAUCUAGUAGAGGAAUACAAUGGGUCAGAUGACCAAACAACAGAAGUGAAUGCAGCAGCCUUGCCUAUGCAGCAGCUACCAAGACGGAUACAUAUUCCACUGGAAGAAAAUAUUACAAAGGCCAAACAUUUAAUGACAAAAUCAUCACAAAAGAGCUAACAAUGUGGAUCAGCAACAUGGUCGUCAUUGAAAAGCCAGACAAACUACGAAUCUGUAUGUACACCCAGUGCAUUCAACCUUACUGAGAUUGCACUACCAGAUGCCCACCAUAGAAGAGAUUAUACCAGAGAUAUCCAAAGUAUUCUCAGUACUCAACACCAAAGAUAUCCAUUGGCAAGUCAAACUUGAUGAAGCGGGCAGCUAUCUAACAACUUUUUGGACACCGAUAAGCAGGUAUAGAUGGCUGUGAAUGCAUUUUGGAAUCAAGCCAGCAGCUGGAGAAUACCAGCGCAGGCAGCGUGAAGCACUACAGGGACUAAAAGGAUUGAGUGUCAUCGUAGAGGAUAUUCUACCCUAUGGAUGUGGCGGCACAAAUGAGAAGAAGUGAGAACAAGCGACUGCAGAUCCCAACAGAAACCACACAGCUCUCCUGCAGAGAGCCAGAGAUAUCCAUCUGAAGUUGAACACAAACUCAGGAUAAAGCUACCUAGUGUGCUGUAGCAUGGGUCAUCUUCUCACCACAGAGGGCCUCCUAUAACUCCAGCACCUACAAAGAAGUACCUGGAUGUGGGUUUGUUCUUCAGCUUUUGUUUGUGAACUAUCUUCAAAAUUCAUGCCCCACCUAUCUGAUGUGUGGGAGUCGCUUAGACCACUGAUUGACAAGGACAUUGAAUGGACAUGGCUACCACAGCAUGGCGCAGCAGUUGGGACUAUUAAACAGUUAAAGUCACACUGCAGUGUGAUGCCAGUGAGACAGGCCUUGAGAAAGGAAAACCUGAAUGCAUUUGCCUCGAGAACAUUGAUAUGCACAGAUUGAGAAAGACUGUCUCGCCAAUGUUUUUGCAUGUGACAAGUUUGAUCAGUAUCUGCUUGGCAGAUAGUUCGUCACAAAGUGACUACACAAGCCGCUCAUGACAGUCUUCAAGAAAUUCCUACUCACAGCACCCAAGCGACUGCAGAAAAUGUUGCUUAGGUUACAAAGAUACCAGCUCCAUGUGCAACACAAACAAGGCAAAGAACUACAAACUGACUUCCUGUCCAGAACUGCUCAAUCAACCCCAGAGCACAGUCAAACACAAACACCAGCCAGUCUACGCUUUGGCCCUGGCCACAACUGACCUGGAACAGGUGGAUCACACAGUGAUGUGAACAUCUUAACUAAGACACGAGUCAUGCUCAAAUCAACAAAGGCUGGUCCGGAAGUUCAGAACCAAAUAGGCUGUGAGUCACACUGAGAGAUUUCUGGACACACAAAGAGGAGCGUAUGUUUCUUUUGCUUCGGGAACAACAGUUGUUGACCUGGUAUGUAAACAAAUCAUCUGUGUCAAGAAACCAUCAGUCUCAUGACACCAGAAUGGCAGGUGUCAAUGGGAGUUUCCUGAUAUCAGUGUACACCUAUAUCACGAAACGCCAUGAAUUGCGGUCUGCAAUUACACCAUAUUCUGUUUUCUGGCCAUGGAUUACGGAGGAUGUAAAGCUCUUCAUCAGCAAAUGUGUCACCUGCAACUCCAUUCAGAAGAGACAGCAAAUGUGUCAUCUGCAACUCCAUUCAGAAGAGACAGCAAAUGUGUCACCUGCAACUCCAUUCAGAAGAGACAGCAAAUGUGUCACCUGCAACUCCAUUCAGAAGAGACAGCAAAUGUGUCACCUGCAACUCCAUUCAGAAGAGACAGCAAAUGUGUCACCUGCAACUCCAUUCAGAAGAGACAGCAAAUGUGUCACCUGCAACUCCAUUCAGAAGUGACAGCAAAUGUGUCACCUGCAACUCCAUUCAGAAGUGACAGCAAAUGUGUCACCUGCAACUCCAUUCAGAAGAGACAGCAAAUGUGUCACCUGCAACUCCAUUCAGAAGAGACAGCAAAUGUGUCACCUGCAACUCCAUUCAGAAGAGACAGCAAAUGUGUCACCUGCAACUCCAUUCAGAAGUGACAGCAAAUGUGUCACCUGCAACUCCAUUCAGAAGUGACAGCAAAUGUGUCACCUGCAACUCCAUUCAGAAGUGACAGCAAAUGUGUCACCUGCAACUCCAUUCAGAAGUGACAGCAAAUGUGUCACCUGCAACUCCAUUCAGAAGAGACAGCAAAUGUAUCACCUGCAACUCCAUUCAGAAGAGACAGCAAAUGUGUCACCUGCAACUCCAUUCAGAAGUGACAGCAAAUGGAGACAUUCAUCCCCAACAAAUCCCUCCCCUCCCAUGGUACAAGGUCUGAAUGGACUCACAUUCAAAACCAACUACCUCAUCAUCGUGGAUUAUUAUUCUGACUAUUGGGAGCUGGACGAACUGACUGACUCCCUCAGCCACCGUCAUUGAAUGCUGCAAAGGGCAGUUAAGCAAACAUGGCGUUGCCCACAAUGUUGUCUCUGGUAAUGCCCCCCUUUUUCUUGGAAUGGAUUUCCCUAAAUGUGUUAAUGAGUAGGUCUUUAGACACGUGAUAUUGCGUGACCUUGCCACGAGAUGUUGCCAGUCAGUAAGUGGCGCGGCUCUUACGUGUAUCUGAGUUAUGUAUUCUGUUGUACCAAUGAGCCAAGUGAGGCACUGUUUAUUAUGCACUGAAAUGGUGUUGUAGUUAAGACACUAUAUGAACAAUACCUUACUCUUGUAUUGUAUAAUCAGUACAUUAAACAAGAGCUAGUAAAUGUUUUGAAACAGUGAUAUUUUGAGAUGACUAAGAAGUCAUUUGUAAAAACAGAGGGUUUUAAAUAAGUCCCUGUUUGAAUAAAGUGCAAAUAUAUAAUGAAUACUGUUGUUGUAUGUAUAGUAAUUCUUUACUGUCCAUAUAUUACAAGCAGUUUUGUUUUUGUAAUGUAAAUGUGUGUGUAGGUUCAUGUAUGUAUUCAAUGCACAGUACCUUGAUUUGUUAUCAUUGAACCUUAUCAUCAAUUAAAGGAACAUAAUGUUUAAAAGUAGCCUUUCCAUGUCGCUUAGCUAGCUUUUUAUAUACAGUACACUAAAACCUCAUGUACAGUAUCAUGACGUAGCCCUUUCUGGGUGUAGAUCAUGACGAGCUGAUUAUGACAAAAUGGAAUGAACUUUGAACUCUUAUUCACUAAAGAAGAAGUUGUACAUCCUAGAAGUCAAGUUAUCAGCUGCAGCUGUAAACGUUCGUGUCCUAGGAAAGGAGACAAUCUCUUCAGAACAACAGGGUAAUACAACAUAUCUGCUCUACCACACGACGACAGGGUUACUACGACCAGAAAUAUUCUUCAAAGGACAAGGGCGAUCUCUACUGGGAAAACCAGCCUUCCAUCUUCGACCCAUCUAUCGAAGCGCAGCUCAGUGUAAAUAUUUCGUCUAACAUUUUCCUUUUCCGAAAGGGCGGUUAUUAGGAUGCAUAAGAUUCUGUAUUUACGAUAGCACAGAUUCACAAGGUGCAAUAGAGACCCAGUCAUUUUGUUCCCCAGUCUUCCCGCUCUUUCAUUCCAACCCUAACACCCUUUCUUUGUGUAACCAGCCGUCAUAUCGGUUUCUUCCGCUAGGGACGUUUUCUUUUAUGACAUGAUUAGUAAUCAAUGUAUAAUCCAUCCUGUGUAUAUGUAAUUCUGUGUGAUUAUUUUGGUAUUAAGUAAAUAAAUAAUUAAGCCAA
This is a messenger RNA of Oncorhynchus mykiss (rainbow trout), 9676 nucleotides long. RefSeq names its product sterile alpha motif domain-containing protein 9-like. Gene Ontology annotation, cellular component: cytoplasm. Gene Ontology annotation, molecular function: protein binding. NCBI's taxonomy places the organism in Eukaryota, Metazoa, Chordata, Actinopteri, Salmoniformes, Salmonidae. The record is from RefSeq and is a predicted model, not a curated record.